Molecule: messenger RNA, 1261 nt
Organism: Coturnix japonica (Japanese quail)
Lineage: Eukaryota; Metazoa; Chordata; Aves; Galliformes; Phasianidae
Product: interleukin-8
Biological process (GO): immune response; defense response; chemotaxis
Cellular component (GO): extracellular region
Molecular function (GO): chemokine activity
Source: RefSeq, a predicted model, not a curated record
ACGCAAUCUACAUGCUAGCAGAGCGCUGCACACGGGCAAAGAACUGUAUAAAAGCACAGUGGGUCUCCCUGUUCAGACAUCAGCAGUCCUCUGACAGGAGAGAUCACAGCUCCACAAAACCUCAGCUCAGAAGACAAGCCAAACACUCCUAACCAUGAACGGCAAGCUUGGAGCUGUCUUGGCUCUCCUCCUGGUUUCAGCAGCUCUGUCACAAGGUAGGACCCUGGUAAAGAUGGCGAACGAGCUGCGGUGCCAGUGCAUUAGCACUCAUUCUGCAUUCAUCCGCCCUAAAUCCAUUCACGAUGUGAAGCUGACACCGAGCGGCCCCCACUGCAAGAACGUUGAAAUCAUAGCUACUCUAAAGGAUGGAAGAGAGGUGUGCUUGGACCCCACUGCUCCCUGGGUACAGCUGAUCGUAAAGGCACUUAUGGCCAAGGCUCAGCUCAAUUCUGAUGCACCACUGUGAGAAAAUUCCAGACAGGAAAAAAACAUCAGAAGUGCUCCUGAUUUCCACUGGGAGAAACAUCUGGAGAAAGCAUCAGGCAGAGUUCCAUCUUCCACCUUCCGCAUCAGCGUUAACUGUAGAUUCUAGUAUCUAUUUAUUUAUUUAUUUAACUGCAUCUAUUUAAAAAAGCCUUUCAUCGUGGUCAGUGCUGUGGGACUCACUGUCCAGUGAAACUGAAGAAACUGAAUAGGAAAAGUGACUUGCUAAGGGAAAUGAAGAUCCCUUGGAAGCCACUUCAGCCAGACACAAUCAGUUAAGUGCAGUGCACUUACAGCAAAGCUUGUUUGUACUAAGCCCUACUGUUUUGCUAUGACAGCAGCAAACUGGUAAUUCCUCCUGCUCCCCUGGAGUGCUCUAGUAUGUUGUGUCAACAACAGUUUCCUAGUCACGGUCAGCUCAUGUCGACUGCAGACUGUGAUUUAGAACUUCAGAAAUCUGUCCUGCAGAAUCUGUAAGACUGUGGGUUUGGUAUUUAUUAUGAUUUCUAUGGUAUUUAUAAAUAUAUUUAUUUACUAGUUUCUAUACAAGAUGGAAAAAGAUGAUAACUUUUGUAAUCUCUACUGGAUUUUCUGUUCCUCAUGAUGAAUAUUUAAGAAACAUUCACACACCCAUUACUCUGCAUAAGGAUUUGGAUCUAUGUAUAAUUCAUGAGUUAUUCAGCUAAUGGAAAAAAAUUGCAGCAUGCAUACACAGAAUUUGCUUGUGAGAAUGUAAUUAUCCCUUACAGUAUAUUAAUAAAUACUUUAUUUUUAAAAA